Camelina sativa (false flax) is the source of this 1245-nucleotide messenger RNA. Lineage: Eukaryota; Viridiplantae; Streptophyta; Magnoliopsida; Brassicales; Brassicaceae. The record is from RefSeq and is a predicted model, not a curated record.
AUGGAUCCCAUUGUUCAUGAAAGCGAAGAGAUACAAGCUAGAAAAACAAGAAAACGAAAGAGAAAUUUCAAGUUAGAUAUUGAUAUCAUGAUGCUGGUUUUGUCAAUCAUUGCGAAGAUUCAACAUUCCGUUCUGCAGAUACCACGCCAAAUAAGAAAGUCAGCUACAAGACUUGGACAUGAAUACAUACAAUACCAAUUGGUUCAUGAGAAACGUGACACUUUUCGACGUUUGUACCGUAUGGACCCAGAAGCAUUUCUGAAUCUAUGCUCUAUUUUGAGAUUGGAGAUGGGUUUGAAAGACACAAGAUAUGUUUCAGUUGAAGAAAUGCUUGCCACAUUUUUGUUCAUCGUCGGUCAAAAUUCAAGAUAUGUUUCAGCUGAAACUAGAUUUCAGAGAUCAAGAUUUUCAAUAAGUAAGAGCUUUAACAAAAUUCUAAAGGUGCUAAAAGCACUUGCUCCAAAGUAUAUGGCUAAACCCGGGCUUGCAGUGCCUACAAAAAUAAAAGAUAGCACAAGAUUUUAUCCUUAUUUUAAGGAUUGUGUAGGGGCUAUUGAUGGAACUCAUAUCCUUGCAAUGAUAACAGGACAAGACUUGGCUAGCUACCGUAAUCGAAAAGGACAACUAUCACAAAAUGUGUUAGCUGCUUGUAAUUUUGAUUUAGAAUUUACAUAUGUUCUUAGCGGUUGGGAAGGUUCAGCUCACGAUGCGAAGGUACUAAACGAUGCUUUAACUAGAAACACCAACAAAUUAAUAGUUCCAGAAGGAAAAUAUUAUUUAGUUGACUGUGGAUUUGCCAAUCAUCGUCAAUUUUUAGCUCCAUUUCGAAGUACUCGCUAUCAUCUCCAAGACUUUAGGGGACAAGGAAAAGAUCCUGCAAAUGCAAAUGAGUUGUUUAACCAUCCACACUCUAGCUUACGAAACGUAAUAGAGAGGAUUUUUGGCAUCUUCAAGUCAAGGUUUCUCAUCUUCAAAUAUGCACCACCCUUUCCAUAUAAGACGCAAGUAGAGUUAGUACUUGCUUGUGUUGUUUUACAUAAUUAUCUUCGUAGAGAAUGUCGUUCAGACUUGUUUGAAGAUGUGGCUAAUGCGGAGGGAACUGCCGUUGAUGAAAGAGUUGAUGAUGAGAACCAUGAAGAAGAACAGCUUCAUGGUACUCAAGACCAACAAAGAGUCCUUGCUAAUAACUGGAGAGCAACUAUAGCGGAAAACAUGUGGACAGAUGCUAUGAAUAUGGGAUCAUGA